This is a messenger RNA of Exophiala viscosa, 1707 nucleotides long. Its product is annotated as chorismate synthase. The record is from RefSeq and is a predicted model, not a curated record. The coding region runs from base 310 to 1587 and encodes 425 amino acids. Gene Ontology annotation, cellular component: cytosol. Gene Ontology annotation, biological process: aromatic amino acid biosynthetic process; chorismate biosynthetic process. The transcript has 2 exons. Lineage: Eukaryota; Fungi; Ascomycota; Eurotiomycetes; Chaetothyriales; Herpotrichiellaceae. Gene Ontology annotation, molecular function: FMN binding; chorismate synthase activity.
CAGACGGAAUGGUGGGCGUCCAUCUCCUCAUCAUUGAGGCUUCCACCCGUAUGCCUUCUCAUACUUCAGCUUUGAGUAAUGCUUGUUGGAACGGCGUACAUCUGCCGUCAGACUACUGCAUUUCUACCGGCGGUGGUCUUGGCACAGCCUCGCUUCAGAUGCCGCAAUCGGAUUUGUCGGUGACGUCCAUUGACUCACCUGCUUCAGAAAACUUUACAUAACCAGUCUUCCUAUGAAGCAUUCCUUUCUGUUUUUGUCGUACUCCCAACCCAAUUGAAAAUUUGGGGAAGAGGUGAGAUAUAUAUCACCAUGUCGACGUUCGGCAGUUACUUCCGGGUGACAACCUACGGCGAGUCGCACUGUCGCUCAGUAGGAUGCAUUGUCGACGGAUGUCCGCCUGGGAUGCAACUCACAGAGGAUGAUAUCCAACCACAAAUGACUCGUCGCAGACCUGGUCAGUCCGCUCUCACAACACCGAGAAACGAGAAAGACCGAGUCGAAAUUCAGUCGGGUACGGAGUUUGGUGUGACGCUAGGAACCCCAAUUGGCCUUGUAGUGCGAAACGAAGAUCAGAGACCGAAGGACUACGGCAAUAAGACGAUGGAUCUCUAUCCGAGACCCAGUCACGCAGACUUCACCUACCUUGAAAAGUACGGCGUCAAGGCAAGCAGUGGCGGAGGAAGAAGCAGUGCUCGAGAAACCAUUGGACGGGUAGCAGCAGGUGCAAUCGCUGAGAAGUAUCUCUCACAAGCACACGGCGUCGAGAUUGUCGCAUUCGUGUCUUCCGUUGGCUCAGAACAUCUCUUUCCACCAACACAAGCUCACCCAACUCCUUCUACACAACCAGAGUUCUUGUCCCUCAUCUCAAAAAUCACGAGAGAAGACGUCGACUACUUUGUGCCUGUGCGAUGUCCAGAGGCGAGCGCCACUCAGCGCAUGACCAAGGUGAUUGAGAGGUUCCGUGACGCGAGCGACAGCAUCGGAGGAACAGUCACUUGCGUGAUCCGGAAUUGUCCCAUUGGACUCGGAGAACCCUGCUUCGACAAGCUAGAGGCAGAUCUUGCACAUGCCAUGUUGAGCAUACCAGCUACUAAAGGUUUCGAGAUUGGGUCUGGUUUCGGUGGGUGUGAGGUUCCAGGUUCAAUACAUAACGACCCAUUCAUUAUCGCCGAGGACGGUGUUGUAGGGGAGAAGGGGACCAAGCGCAAAUUGAAGACGAAGACCAAUAACUCGGGAGGGAUUCAAGGUGGUAUCUCGAACGGACAACCCAUUUACUUCAGGGUGGCCUUUAAGCCUCCAGCGACCAUCGGCCAGGCUCAACAAACGGCCACGUUCGAAGGGGAGGAAGGGACCCUGGAGGCCAAGGGCCGUCACGACCCAUGUGUUGUGCCCAGAGCUGUGCCCAUCGUUGAAGCAAUGUCGGCCCUCGUAAUAAUCGACAACCUCAUGGCGCAGACUGCUCGAGAGAGCACUAGAAAUCUCCUGCCGCCUCUACACGCCACUCUGCCGGCUAAUGAGACAGGCACAGAGGCGGAUCCAGCCACGGUGGCCGAGCAUCUAAACGGGGCGAGUAACGGGACAAGCUGAUUCCAUGUGGUGGACUCUGUAAUAUAGAAAAGUUCCGUCGUACUGCUUAGGCUGGGUUUCGCACCACACCACAUAUCCACAAGGCGUUGAGACAGGCGGUCGUCAAAUGAUAUCAUGUAU